AGUUGUGACAGUGACGUUCCCUGGAGCAAACGCAAUCAAUCGCAGAAAUUCGCAAUCGCAAAAGCAAAGCGAAAUUUCGAAGACUCAAGACGCAUGUUCAAAAAGAUUUUACACGGCCAACGAACCAGCGUACCAAUAUCGAUUAUAAAAUAGGACAAAGUACAGCCUUUCUUAAAAAUGGAGCUAAAACUUUUAUUUAUUUGAUUUUACACAAAGCAAAAUGUUGGCCUGGGUUUUGUUGUGUUCAUUGAGCUUACAACUCAAAAGUGUGGCAGCGCAGGCUGACUGCAAUGAUCUCCGCGGGCGUGUGAUCUCUCAUGGCUUUCACUAUGCACCAGGCCCAGACACCUGUACCCUUUGUGUUUGUGAUAACGGCCUUCCUAAGUACUGUAAAGCAGUGCUAUGUUCACCUCCACAGGAUUGCCGUUCAUUUAGAGUGGGGAACACUUGCUGCGAGUUCAUCUGCUUGGACGAUGUGGUGAAGCCGGCGGAGGGGGCCGAAGCUAAUGUUCGAGUGGCGGCGGGAGGGGCGGCGGCUGUGGUGCUGUUGACUGUGGCGCUCGUGGUGUAUAGAGUAAGGAAGCAAAAGAGGCGGAGACCGCCUCAUGCGGAUGAUCAAAGGAGCUUGACUAGCAUUGGCUACAUCAGCGGCAGUAUGGGCUACAUGGGCGGUACUUGCGAGACGGCGCUGGGGGCGUGGAAGCCGCCCAGCAACUACCUACCCCGCGGGGAAGCGCCGCCGCCAUACGACGAGGCCAUAGCGCAGAGGCCGGAAACUAUAAGGAUAACAUCAGAGACGCAGUUCCACCGCACCUACCCGGCCGUGGACAGCCUCCCGCGGCCUGAAGAUGGCAUGCAGUGCUCGCAUGGCUACGUCAAUGUGCCAAGACCGGUGCAACAGAUGGCGAACCCCCAGGGCUGCUACAAUGCCCCUUUAUUGCAACCCGUACACCCUCCAGACGCGACCCAACCUUCUGUCAUCCCGCACCAUUCGUUACCACAGAACGUGGUGGGAUUCCCGAGCGCGAUCCGGCUGACGGGAUCCCUGGGCGCUAUCAGCAACCGCGGGCUCUCCCGCGUGCUGCAGCGGGACCCCGCGCCCACGCACGAGCGCCCCCACAACGUGCCCGGCUUCUAUACCGCGCACACCUCGCUCCACCGCACCAUCCCGCGCGUGGCGCCGGCGCUGGAGGCGGCGCUGCUGGACGGCUCGCUGGCCUUCAGCCGCGACCGCGUGCUGCACGCCGAGAUACGCCGCUCCUUCCACAAGCCCGGCAGCGACUCCCGCCACGACACAGGUCGCAGUAUGCCGCGCAAUCUGAACUUAGCGGCCGAACGCAGUGAUCGCCCCGAUCCCAAGCCCAGUCUCGACGACAAUUGCGGCGGGCGGGCGGGCCGCCACCGCGCGGCGAGCUGCGAGCUGGCGCCCGCGGCCGAGCCCAGCGCCGCGCCGCACUCCACGCUGCCCUUGACGGUCGACAAGCCGUCCUGCGUAUGCAGUUAUUCAGGCGGCGUGGCGACCGGCAGCGAAGAAGCUGACGACUACCGCAGCGAGUGCGAGAACUGCAAGGCUGGCAGCAGCUCCAGAUGGGCCUCGGAGCCGGCGGCGUGGGACGGGCCGGAGGCGGAGGGCGGCACGCAGACGCUGCAGCGCCGCGCGCCGCCGCCCGCGCCGCCGCCGCCCGCCACCGCCACGCUGCCGCAGCCCGUCACCAAGCAGAGCCGCACGGUAAUGGGCCCGCCUUCGAAUUGGGAGAACUGGUUCAACACUAUUCACGACUCGGACACAGAGUCGGAAGAGGAAUGAGCCCACCGACAUUCGUUUAGGAGAACGAACUAUAUUCUUUAUGUAGUGCACGAACGAUUUUAAAAGUAUAAGAAAUUCAAGAAAUGUAAUUCAGGCAACUAUUGGUAGGAAGCUGAUUUCGAGAUUAUUGAUUGUGGAGCCAUCUGGUGGCGUGUGAGGUAAGGAUUAUAUUUUAAAUACAGAAUUCACCAUACUCAACAGUGGAGGGAUUCGUACAUACAUAUAAUCACGUCUUGAUCCUUUACGGGGUAGACAGAGCCAACAGUAUUGAAAAAUGUGAAAGGCUUUCGUUUCGUUAUAUACGUAUAGCUAUAUGGGGGUUUGAAUUCUAAUAAUGUAUGUGCUGUACUAUAUUUAGAAUCUAAAUGAAGUUUUUGUAUUUUUGGUGAUUUUUAUUUAGUAAAAAAAUAUUUUUAUUACGAAGUCAGCAUCCUAGCUAUACAAAAAGUGCGGCUAACUCUUUCGUUGUUGUAAUUCAAAAGAAAGUUUUUCUUCGCAUAAGAUUUAUAUCAGUAUCAAAAUAAUAUAAUCACUAUCACACUACAUAUUAUGAAGUAAAGUCCCGCGUAUUUUCUUUGCCUGCGCGCUAAUCUCUGAAAGCUGGGGACGAGUUUUGUUCCAGUUUGGAAUGUUGGAACAGGGUUAUCUGAGGAACGUAAUACUAUAUAAUAUAAAUGCUACCCGUGCAAAGCCAGGGCAGAUCGCUAGUUUUAAUUAAAGUGCAAUGAACUUCAAUACCAAUUGGUGUUAAAAGAAAAAAAAAACAUUUUUUAUGGCAUCCCUCGAGGUCGGUUAUCAAAAAUCAUGCAUGACAAUACUAAGUUAUAACUUUAAUUUUAUUCUCAAAAGCUAAUGUCACAACUUAUAAAACUAUUAACACACCUAACCCCACCUACAUUUACUUUAUACUUUAUUAUUUUCUAUACUUAUUGUCGUGCAUAAUAUGAACAAAAUAUUCAAUUACUUUUGCAAGCAAUCACUAAGAGAAAGUAAGCAAAGGAUAGGGCUGUAACCAGUGGUUAAUUAUAUCGAUUUUAAUUUUCAAUAUAUCUUGUUGAUAAUAUUAUUCCUAUUUCUGUACUUACGCAUUCCGACAAUUUAUUUCUAAUAGAAAUAGCUUUAAUUUCGUUUCGCAUUUGAUGUGUUUGUUUUUUGUACAUCUUGUUUGUGCACAAAGUGAUUUUCUAUUGCAACGCACAUUAAAUGUGUUUAUUUUAAUUUUUGAUGUUAAUAUUAUUUUUGUUUACAAUACACACAAUGUUUUACUAUUUGUCGCGCACAUAUGAUGUGUUUUUUAUAGUUAUUCUAUUGAGUUUGUUUUAUUUUAUACCAAAGAUUAAAUAAAUAUUUUGUUGUAUUUUGCUAAUCAUUUUAUUUUUGAACAGUAAAUUUAUAUAAUAAAAUUAAAUUUUCAUUAUUUGAUAUUUCUUGUAAAUUUAGUAGAUUGUGUAUUAACAUACAAAUUAGUUAGCGAUACUUAUAAGGUAGAAAUUAAAAGAUUUAUUAUGAUGUUAAAUAUAGCGAUUCAUGAAAGUUCAGGUUAUAUUUAAUGUCUAGUUCAAGAGGAGGAUAUGCCAACAUAGAUAUAAAAUUAUAAAAUUGAUGUAUGUAGUAAUAACUUAUGGAUUAUAAUGGUGCCAAAGUGGAACUGUAUACAAGGAUGCAAUGAUCAAUCGAGUAGACGAAAAUCAAAUUUUUGGGGCUGUCUCUUAUGAUUGAUUUGGGUUAAAAUAUUUUUUUAAGUGUAGAUAAACUAAACAAAUCUUGAUAUUUUGCUUAUUAUAAUAUAUUUAAAAAUCACAUCGCAGCAAAAACCUUAGUUUCCGUGGAAUUUGCGAACAACUUGUAUUCUUU
Messenger RNA from Amyelois transitella, 3661 nucleotides. RefSeq lists its product as uncharacterized. Lineage: Eukaryota; Metazoa; Arthropoda; Insecta; Lepidoptera; Pyralidae. The transcript is spliced from 13 exons. The record is from RefSeq and is a predicted model, not a curated record. Gene Ontology annotation, cellular component: membrane. The coding region runs from base 221 to 1807 and encodes 528 amino acids.